ACCCCCUCUGUAUAUAUACUCCGUACCAUUCUGCAAAACUGCCAAAGUAAACAAUUACCCAAAACAAAAGACUCCUCGCCAUGUCCAAUAUGAGCUGGAUCAAGGGCCAGAUCAUCGGCCGCGGCUCCUCCGCCUUCGUGUCCGUCGCCGUCUCUCGCCAUUCCGGCGACAUAUUCGCCGUAAAAUCCGCUGAGAUUUCCAAGUCGGAAUUCCUGCAAAGGGAACAGCAUAUUCUCUCUAAUUUAAAUUGCCCACAAAUCGUCGAGUACAGAGGGUACGAUGUCACCUCGGAGAACAAUAAGGUCGUGUUCAAUCUCAUGAUGGAGUAUAUGCCCGGAGGAACGCUCGACAGCGGCCGCCACGAUGAGCCGUCGGUCUGCCGGUACACGCGGCAGAUUGUGCAGGCGUUGGUUUACUUGCACUCGAAUGGAAUAGUGCAUUGUGACAUUAAGGGCAGUAACGUUCUGCUGGGAGAAGGCGGCGCCGCGAAAAUUGCGGAUUUCGGAUGUGCUAAGCGGCUGAAUCCGGCGAGGGGUGGGCGGGAUUUGAUCGGCGGGACACCGCUGUUCAUGGCGCCGGAGGUUGCGCAGGGGAAAGAUCAGGGGUUCCCGGCGGACAUUUGGUCGCUGGGAUGCACGAUCAUUGAAAUGGCCACAGGUGUCUCGCCGUGGCCUAAUUUCACCUGCCCGGCAACAAUGCUGUUCAAAAUAGCUUUUUCCGGCGAGCUGCCGCCGGUUCCGGAGUUUCUCUCCGAUCAGGCGAAAGAUUUCCUGGGGAGGUGCUUAAGAACCGACCCAGAAGAACGGUGGACGGCCGCCCAACUCAUCGGGCACCCAUUCCUUGAACAAUCCGGCGACUCUGAAAUACAAAAUCAACACUCUGAUUCUGAUUCUCCGACGAGUGUUCUUGAAAAGGGAAUCUGGAGUUCGGCAAUGGUGGACCCGAAAGCCACCCGGAGAACUGAAUCAUUCGAAUCUCCGAUGCAAAGGGUAAGAGAAUUAUGUUCCAGUUCAGAAUUCGGAUCGGAUGAGGUUGCGGAUUGGAUCACUGUCAGAAGAACAGAGGAAGGGAUCGCCGGCGAACAAAAUGCGUUAGUACGUGUCAGUUGUUGUAAUGGCCGGAGCUCCGGUUUAUCACUUUUGGGGGAAACAGUUGUUUGUAAUUGUCAAAAGUCGGCAUACCAAAAAGAAAGAGUAGAUAAUCAGUUACCGUUAUUUUAUACGGAGUAUAUCUUCUUCUUCUUAUUACUACGUAGUUAUUACUUCCUGAAUUUUCUACC
Molecule: messenger RNA, 1279 nt
Organism: Cuscuta epithymum
Lineage: Eukaryota; Viridiplantae; Streptophyta; Magnoliopsida; Solanales; Convolvulaceae
Source: the annotation of a GenBank genome assembly